AUGCUAUCUAAUAUCAAAGAGUCUGGACCUGGAUUCAAAUAUUUUCUGAAUACUCUUUGCCAAGACUGGGACAUGGAUAAUUAUCUUGAGGCAUUAAAAGAUUGCAAUUUGAAUAAGGCAACUAUAACAAGAAGUUUCAACAAGCAAUUACAGAGGAGAUGCAGAAUGUCUCGAAGGUCAAGUCAAUCUACCCAUGGAACUGCGUCUUCUCAUGGUUAUGGACUGCGUCUCCGCUGUUGGUUACGGCUAAUCCAUGGAACUGCGUCUUCUCAUGGUUAUGGACUGCGUCUCCGCCGUAGCCAGCUUACUGAAUCUAGGACAACAGGACGAAUCCACAAUUUUUGGUUGAAAUAUAAUAACGAUUUUACGAGACAUGAAAAGAUGAAGGUCAACAGUACAUUUUUAUCUUGCGAUGGAGUACAGAUUGGUUGCAUUGGCAAUAAUAUUCAAAUUCCAAGUAUUGAAGAAGAAACAUCAACAAUACCAACGAAAAGGGUGAGAUCGACCCCCUUUCCCUCUACGAACGUACAACGAACAUCCACUAUUCCUAAUUCUAAUGAUGUGAAAACUAAAGAGCCUGAAGCCGAUGAAGAAAUUAAAUUUGAUCUAGUGAACGUUUCAAUGGAACUAAAUCGCGAACCAACAGUUAAAUGGGAAGUUGGCAGUAUUGAUAUAACCGGUAGAUUUCGGAAAUAUCAGAAAGAUGUCUUCCAGAAGGCGGUGAGACAGGGUUUUAAAUAUGAGAAUGUUUACGAACUCUUAGCCUUAUCGUCAAUCAUGGUGCUCUGCUGGCCAUUUCCAUAUCCUAUGUUCACGAGUAAAGAAUGGAAAGAUAUAACGAAAACCAAUCCUUAUACCAUGAGCGAACCAUCACUUCCAGCGGAAAUUUCAUCUUCUCUUCGUGAUACAGCCAGUAAACAUUUGAUUGGUGGAGAUGUCUUUAUGGAACGUGGAAAGACAGAGUUGAAUAAGAUGGUUGCACUCAUGCUUAAUGAUUUGUAUUGUUGUAUUCCAGAUGUUGCUCCAUCGAAGUUGUUCGAGGAAGAGCACUGCAAUAUUUUUAUUUAUCCGAUUUCUCGUUCGUUUAAUAAAUCCGAAAAAGAUUACAAACUUAAAUUAAACCGUGCCAAUGCUAACUCAAAGAUAAGACCGGAUCUUAUUUAG
Molecule: messenger RNA, 1164 nt
Organism: Acaulospora morrowiae
Lineage: Eukaryota; Fungi; Glomeromycota; Glomeromycetes; Diversisporales; Acaulosporaceae
Source: the annotation of a GenBank genome assembly